UCCCGCAGAGGCAGGGUCCCAGACCCCAGUGAGCAAUUGUGAGGUCCCGGAGCUGAGGCCCACAGGGACUCAGCAGCUAACGCCUGCGCGCUAGCCCGACAGCCAAUCGUUGGCCGCCUGCCUGCGGCGCCCUUUGACCCCGCGUCCCGGGCCUCCAGGAAUCCAGUCCGGCUCAGCCCUGCAGCCCGUUUCCGCACCGGUUCCCGCCGCUAGCAAAACAUUUACUAGUUUGGAGUUUAAAGUAUGUCAUCAUGGCAAAAUUUCGAAGAAGGACCUGCAUCAUUUUGUCACUUUUUAUUCUAUUUAUUUUCUCUCUGAUGAUGGGCUUAAAGUUGCUGUGGCCAAACGCAGCAUCCUUUGGACCUCCUUUUGGACUUGACCUCCUUCCAGAACUUCGUCCACCAAAUGCCCACUCAGGAAACAAAGCUGACUUCCGAAGGAGUGGUAGAAUCAACAUGGAAACAAAUACCAAGGAUUUAAAAGGCGCUGACAUGACUGUGCUGCCACCCAAACCCUCCGAGGCAGACCUGGAAGAACUGCCUCCUCUCAAUUAUUUUGUACAUGCAUUUUAUUACAGUUGGUAUGGAAAUCCACAGUUUGAUGGUAAAUAUGUACACUGGAAUCAUCCAGUCCUGGAACAUUGGGACCCUAGAAUAGCCAAGAACUAUCCACAAGGAAGACAUACUCCGCCAGACGACAUUGGCUCCAGUUUUUAUCCUGAGUUAGGAAGUUACAGCUCUCGAGACCCUUCUGUCAUAGAAACUCACAUGAAACAAAUGCGCUCAGCCUCAAUUGGAGUACUGGCCCUGUCUUGGUACCCACCUGAUUCAAAUGAUGAGAAUGGAGAAGCUACUGAUCACUUGGUACCAACUAUUUUGGAUAAAGCUCAUAAAUAUAAUCUGAAGGUCACUUUUCACAUAGAGCCAUAUAGCAAUCGAGAUGAUCAAAACAUGCAUCAAAAUGUCAAGUAUAUUAUAGACAAAUAUGGAAACCAUCCAGCCUUUUAUAGGUACAAGACGAGGACUGGGCGUUCUCUGCCCAUAUUUUAUGUCUAUGAUUCUUAUAUCACAAAGCCUGAAACAUGGGCCAAUCUGUUAACACCCUCAGGAUCUCAGAGUGUUCGCAGUUCUCCUUAUGAUGGAUUGUUUAUUGCACUUCUAGUAGAAGAAAAGCAUAAAUAUGAUAUUCUUCAAAGUGGUUUUGAUGGAAUUUAUACAUAUUUUGCCACAAAUGGCUUUACAUAUGGCUCAUCUCAUCAGAAUUGGAAUAACCUGAAAUCAUUUUGUGAAAAGAACAACUUGAUAUUUAUCCCGAGUGUAGGCCCAGGAUACAUAGAUACAAGCAUCCGUCCAUGGAACACUCAGAACACCCGGAACAGAGUCAAUGGGAAGUAUUAUGAAGUUGGUCUAAGUGCUGCACUCCAGACCCACCCCAGUUUAAUUUCCAUCACCUCUUUCAAUGAGUGGCAUGAAGGAACUCAAAUUGAAAAGGCUGUCCCCAAAAGAACUGCUAACAUGGUAUACCUGGACUACCGGCCUCAUAAGCCAAGUCUUUAUCUAGAACUAACUCGAAAGUGGUCUCAAAAAUACAGUAAGGAAAGAAUGGCAUAUGCAUUGGAUCAGCAGCUGCCUGCUUCAUGAUGCAUCACUUACGGUUUAUCAAGUUUCCUAGCUUCACUCAAUGCACUGUGUUUUGAGUUAUGUAAAGAAAACUGUCAAAAAUCAAUGUGUGCUUGCUACUGUAACCUUUAUCAGUUAUUUCAUUUUUACUUUCUUAAAAGAUUCAUUUUUCCUUUUUUUGUUUUCUCACCAUUCCUAUUUAUUAAGAAACUUAUGGAUUGUUUAUAAAUUUGGUCUAGGUACAUAUUAUUUUGUUCUAAUAGGAAAAACAAAUUUA
Molecule: messenger RNA, 1896 nt
Organism: Grammomys surdaster
Lineage: Eukaryota; Metazoa; Chordata; Mammalia; Rodentia; Muridae
Gene: Manea
Product: mannosidase endo-alpha
Exons: 5
Coding region: 252-1640 (462 amino acids)
Cellular component (GO): Golgi apparatus
Molecular function (GO): alpha-mannosidase activity
Source: RefSeq, a predicted model, not a curated record